Molecule: messenger RNA, 1446 nt
Organism: Trichomycterus rosablanca
Lineage: Eukaryota; Metazoa; Chordata; Actinopteri; Siluriformes; Trichomycteridae
Gene: apoltp
Exons: 9
Coding region: 1-1446 (481 amino acids)
Source: RefSeq, a predicted model, not a curated record
AUGCACACCGUCCAGAUAAAGGUGGCGGCUCAGAACGUUUCUCCUGCGCCGUGUCCGUCUCACACCAUCCAGGCUCAGAUCCACACCAACCUCAGAGACACCCUGGAGCACCACGUCCUCCUGGGGCUCUGUCCUCCACAACCGGCUCUGUCCUGGUCCGGCACUCACCGCGUAAAUUCGGGGAAGGACUUGCUGUACAGCCACACCGGUGUGUCCAUCUCCGGUCAGACCCAGCACAGCGCCUUCGUCCUGGCACUCAGGAACACCAGCAGCAUCCAAAGCAGCCGCUACUCCCUGCUCACCGAGUGGAAGUUGGGGAACUGGAGUGUUGAACUGGGAGGAAGUUCACACUCGUCCAGUAAGAACGCCACGCUGAGGGUUCAGGCCAAACUCGACCGUAGUGAGAUGCUCUGGCUGCAGGGGUCGCUGGGAAAACGGUGCCUGCAGGCUGCUGCGGGAUACAGCGGCGAUUCAUCCGACGACCUCCGAACGACCCUGUGCUUGGAGAGACGCCCCUGGAUGACGUUCGAGGCCCAAAGAGGAGGCAGCGACAUGGCCAACGAAACCCUGGCGGUCAUUUCGGCGGGAGCAGCUGAUCACGGCCUGGUGUUUCGCGCCAAGGGAUGCGAGGAGUGCUUAUCGGCGAGCGAGGCACGGCUCCAGCAGCUGGCGUUCCAUGUGAAGAGGAAGCUGCUCGAGAGGGUUCAGAAGCUGAGCCAUCUUCUGCAGGAGCUCAGGAGACAGGCUGGAGGCGGCACCGCCAUGCAGGAGCUGAGCGACACGUCCCUGCGUUUCACCCGUACGGUGGAGAACCUGCUGACGCCGAGAGCGCCGGCGCUUUGGGACGCCUGGAUGUCUGGAGCGGUCCGUCGCACCCUGACGAGCAGCCUGCCUCAAACACUGCAGGUCCUACAGCACACGUCUCAGCUCAUCCAGCAGGAGCUCAGAAAGCCGCUGGCCACGCUGGCCGGAGCGUACCACGAUGUAACCGGGGAGCGUCUGGACAGGGCGUGGGAUCAGACGCGAGAGCUGUGGAGCAGGGAGCUGGUGAACCUGCUGCCUGCUGUUCUUCACAAUCACCACCUGAGGGCGCCGUUCAGGAACGCUCUCCACAGCACGAUCGCUGGGCUGGACCUGGUCAUACAGCACACAGUCCAGUGGACUGAAUCCAGAUUGGCCAUGAUGCUUGUGCGAGUCAGACGACAGCUCGCCUUGACGUUCAAGUUCUCCAAAAGGGAUGCAGAGCUGUCACUGAAUCUUCCUUUACCCCGGAACCCAUGGGUGAAGAAGUCAGAGGUCGGCAUGGUAAAGGUCAUGGUGGAGGAGAUCCUCAUGAAACCUCUUCUGUCACUAAAUGCAGGGAGCAUCACCGCCGAGCUCUACAGACUCAAGAGGAGAUUGAUGGACGGUCCUUUCAAUCGUGAGUCUCUGGAGUUGAUCACAUGA